This is a messenger RNA of Branchiostoma floridae (Florida lancelet), 1705 nucleotides long. Its product is annotated as 2-aminoadipate transaminase-like. Gene Ontology annotation, biological process: biosynthetic process. Gene Ontology annotation, molecular function: pyridoxal phosphate binding; L-2-aminoadipate:2-oxoglutarate transaminase activity. The transcript is spliced from 10 exons. The record is from RefSeq and is a predicted model, not a curated record. Bases 171 to 1451 code for a protein of 426 amino acids. NCBI's taxonomy places the organism in Eukaryota, Metazoa, Chordata, Leptocardii, Amphioxiformes, Branchiostomatidae.
ACAGACACAUGGUAAGACAGGUGAUCAAAUUUAAAAGGAUGAAACCAGCUCUUCAAGGGGGCGUGUCCUGUUAAAACUCAGGUGCGUAGCUGUCUUCUAGUGAUCUAUUCCGUACAUAGAGUGAACUGCUGUAAAGUGGGCGCCAAGUAUAAGUCAGGGGCAGCUGCACCAUGUCCAGUACAACUGACAAAGUGGAUGCGAAGGAUGCAUACGACGAACAGAACAUGUUUGAGAAUGGGAGGAUAAACUUGCAGAUUGGAGCCCCAGCAUACGCCAUCCUCCAACAAUGUGCCAGCAUCAUGAGAGUAGCCACUGAACAUAGAAUGGCUAGAGAAGAGAAGGAGGGGUUCCUGUUCCAGUACGGAUCACGAAACGGAGACGUAGCUUACAGGAAAGAGCUGGCUUCUUUCCUCACCAGGCAUUACAGAUAUCAAGUUGACAGCUCGUCUCUGGUGGUGACAGCAGGAGCAACACAAGGGCUGUACAUGCUGGCCUCCCUGCUGUUCAGCAGGGGAGAUGUGGUGUUUGUAGAAGAUCCCACCUACUUCAUUGGUUUCCAAAUAUUGAAGACAGACUUGGGCUUAAAGACAAUCUCAGUUCCCAUGGAUGAAGAGGGCAUUGAUGUGGACCUGUUGGAUAGACUGCUGGAAGAGCACAAGAAGUUAUCCACUGUCAGUGUGACGGAAGAGCGGCCCUUCUGGACAAUGCUGUACCUCAUCCCUACAUUCCACAACCCAACAGGACGAUGUCUCUCAGAACGUCGUUGUAGACAGCUUGUCCAGGUUGCAAGGAAGCACAACAUACUGGUGGUCUGUGACGACGUGUACAACACUCUGUGCUAUGAGAGGGACCCCCAGGGCAACUUUGUAACUCCGCCCCCUGCGCUCAUUUCAUUUGACCAAGAGACGGACCCCGGUUUCCAUGGCAACGUGGCAUCCAAUGGCUCCUUCAGUAAAAUCCUUAGCCCUGGACUGAGACUGGGGUGGAUACAGGCACCAAAGAAGAUACGCAGCCUGAUAAUGAACAGUUCAUAUUGUGACAGUGGAGGCUCCUUCAAUAACUACACCUCAGGAAUCAUUGCCAGCGCCCUCCAACUGGGACUUGUUGAACAGCACCUGGGCAAAAUCCAGGACAUCUAUGCAGACAACAUGAAUGCUGUACAUAAGAUAAUCACAGAGGAAUGGCCAACAGGGGUUUCCUGCCAUUUGCCUAAGGGUGGUUUCUUCAUUUGGGUGGAGUUUCCCCAGGGUUUCAGCUGUGCAGAGCUGAAGGAAACCUGCAUCAGGGACCACAAUGUGUCUUUCUAUGUGGGAAGCAUAUGUUCACCACAGGGCCUGUUUGGAAACUGCCUGCGUGUGUGUUUCGCGCUGUACGACAUGGAAACUCUAACCGACGCUGUGAGGAAGAUUGGGCAGUCCGCAAGGCUGAUGAUGGAGGCACAUACCACUUAGUACUAUAGUCCGGGAGGAGAUACCUGGAAAAAAGGUUAUUUCGUAGCCCAUCCAGUACAUAAUUUGUAUAAAGAGCCCUAGAGCCAUGAUGUCCCACCUGGACCAUAGAACAACAUAUCUUAAAAAUCAUUGGGAGAUAUCACACUAUCAUUCUAUGAUAGUGAACUAAAUAAGUACGGGUGGGCUACGAAACCACAUUUCUACACUACUAAGUACUAGUACUAGGGGUGGGUACAGUGUACCGGUACAAAACU